AUGAACAUGAUGGACUUAGAUGACGACAGCUUUCACGUCACACAUGAAGGCUACUCCCAUCUGAGUGACUCAGAAUGGGAGGCAGUCGGCCGCAUGUAUGUGUUCAUGGGAGAACCCGCCAUCAGUGGUAUGUUGAAACCUCUAGGCAGAGACCAGCAACAUGCUGCUAUCAUCAAGUUCCUGCAAGAAGAACUUGCCGUCAAAAGACAGAAGAUAGUCUUGCUACAACAGCAAGGCUCUCAUCAGUCGAUGGGAGGGCCGAAGAACAUGCGUCGACCCGAAAACUUGAAGAUUGAUAUCUCAAGGUACAAGGGAACCGAUGAAGAUUCACUUUUGAGAUGGUUCGUCGAGUUCGACGACGCCACCAGGGCCCGUAACAUCGAGGGUGACGAGAUGCAAGUCACCUUCGCCCUGUCAAAUUUGACAGGACGAGCAAAGACUUGGACCUUAGGGCUCAAGCUUUACGACCCAAACGUGUUUGAGUCGUUAGGGAUCUUGAAUUCUCGGCUCAAAGACACCAUUGAUUCGCCACGAGCCGAGUUUAGAGCACGCUCUGCACUCUUGAGGCUAAAGCAAGGUAAGCGUGAUGUGCACGCUUACGCACAACACCUACGCUACCUUGCGAGUAGCGUCACGAAAAACCGUGUUGAUGAGCACACGCUCAUCAACGUGUUCAUCUACGGCCUUUUAGAUGGCCGGUGA
Molecule: messenger RNA, 702 nt
Organism: Peronospora matthiolae
Lineage: Eukaryota; Oomycota; Peronosporomycetes; Peronosporales; Peronosporaceae
Source: the annotation of a GenBank genome assembly